Molecule: messenger RNA, 420 nt
Organism: Arabidopsis thaliana (thale cress)
Lineage: Eukaryota; Viridiplantae; Streptophyta; Magnoliopsida; Brassicales; Brassicaceae
Product: S locus-related glycoprotein 1 (SLR1) binding pollen coat protein family
Exons: 2
Coding region: 1-246 (81 amino acids)
Cellular component (GO): extracellular region
Source: RefSeq, marked reviewed
AUGAGUAAAACCUUUCAACCUUCGAUUGUCAUGCUAACUAUUUUCCUAAUUCUUGUUACAUCACAAAGAAGAAAAUGUGAUGAAAAGAUAGUAUUGCAAUUUUGUAAUGGUAGAAAUAGAUGUUAUGAAUAUUGCGACACGAAAGAAUGUGUUGCUGCAUGUAAAAAAAAGAGGAAUGGGGAAGGUAUUUGCAAUGGGGACGUCUUUUCUGUGAGUGCUCAAUGCUUAUGCUUAUAUAAAUGUUGAGUUUAGAUGAUGGAAGAGAGAAUGAAUCGAACAUGCUCAUGAUCCUUAAUAUCUUCCUACAAAAAAAAAAAAAAGCUAUGGCAUAAAAGUUGUUGUGAGAAAUCACAAAAAGGAGAAGUUUUUAUAAGCUGGUGGUUUUUCAUCCACGUAUGUUAGUUGGAUUUUUUGAAAGAG